This is a messenger RNA of Choloepus didactylus (southern two-toed sloth), 2449 nucleotides long. It is a transcript of the gene HCRTR1, whose product is annotated as hypocretin receptor 1. Gene Ontology annotation, molecular function: orexin receptor activity. Gene Ontology annotation, cellular component: membrane. The coding region runs from base 331 to 1734 and encodes 467 amino acids. The record is from RefSeq and is a predicted model, not a curated record. Gene Ontology annotation, biological process: G protein-coupled receptor signaling pathway; feeding behavior. The transcript is spliced from 9 exons. Lineage: Eukaryota; Metazoa; Chordata; Mammalia; Pilosa; Megalonychidae.
CCGGUGCAAGCUCCGGGACAGCAGCCGAGGACGCCGGGGUCCCGGAGCCAACAGGCCUGUGAACCGACUCAGGAGAGAAUAUUUUCAAUUGCGAUGGCGUCCCCUCCAAAAUCUAUGGUGUUUGGUGGAUUCAGACAGAGCUGGUUUAGUAGAUUUGUGAUCUUGAGGAAGAGGCUCAACCUCUCUGAGCUUGUAUCUCCUCGUCUGCAAAGCAGGACUCCCUAGUAACGAUAACCUCUAACGUUCUUGAAGCGCGUUUCCCGUGCCAGGUUCCGGGAGAAGCACUUAGCAUGCAUUAGAGCGCAUGCCAUUUAGGAGGCCAUUGGAGAGAUGGGGAAACUGAGGCUGAAAGAGGCGAGGAGGUUUGGGGCUGGGAUCCUGAAGACCUGGAUGCAAGAUUCCGGCCCCCUGGGGGAGUGGGCUGAGGCCAGGCCUGGCUCCUCUCCUUCUGCAAAGUCUAGGAUGUCUACCACCCUAGGGGCCCAGACAGGGAUCCCCACUGGCAGCGGGGAGCCGUCCUCCGCGCCCCCCGACUACGAAGAUGAGUUUCUCCGCUACCUGUGGCGCGAUUAUCUGUACCCCAAGCAGUAUGAGUGGGUCCUCAUCGCAGCCUACGUGGCUGUGUUCCUCGUGGCCCUGGUGGGCAACACGCUGGUCUGCCUGGCCGUGUGGCGGAACCACCACAUGAGGACGGUCACCAACUACUUCAUUGUCAACCUGUCCCUGGCCGACGUGCUGGUGACAGCCAUCUGCCUGCCAGCCAGCCUGCUGGUGGACAUUACCGAGUCCUGGCUCUUCGGCCACGCCCUUUGCAAGGUCAUCCCCUACCUACAGGCAGUGUCUGUGUCCGUGGCAGUGCUGACCCUCAGCUUCAUCGCCCUGGACCGCUGGUAUGCCAUCUGCCACCCGCUGAUGUUCAAGAGCACUGCCCGGCGUGCCCGUGGCUCCAUCCUGGGCAUCUGGGCCGUGUCCCUGGCCGUCAUGGUGCCCCAGGCCGCUGUCAUGGAAUGCAGCAGCGUGCUGCCGGAGCUAGCCAACCGCACCCAGCUCUUCUCUGUCUGUGACGAGCGCUGGGCAGAUGAGCUCUACCCCAAGAUCUACCACAGCUGCUUCUUCAUUGUCACCUACCUGGCCCCGCUGGGCCUCAUGGCCAUGGCCUAUUUCCAGAUCUUUCGCAAGCUGUGGGGCCGCCAGAUCCCGGGCACCACCUCGGCCUUGGUGCGGAACUGGAAGCGGCCCUCGGAGCAGUCGGAGGACCAGGGGCAGGGCCCAAGCAUGGAGCCCCCGCCCCGGGCCCGGGCCUUCCUGGCAGAGGUGAAGCAGAUGCGCGCGCGCAGGAAGACGGCCAAGAUGCUGAUGGUAGUUCUGCUGGUCUUCGCCCUCUGCUACCUGCCCAUCAGCGUCCUCAACGUCCUCAAGAGGGUGUUUGGGAUGUUCCGCCAAGCCAGCGACCGAGAAGCCGUCUAUGCCUGCUUCACCUUCUCCCACUGGCUGGUGUAUGCCAACAGCGCCGCCAACCCUAUCAUCUACAACUUCCUCAGUGGCAAGUUCCGGGAGCAGUUUAAGGCCGCCUUCUCCUGCUGCCUGCCUGGCCUGGCACCCUGCGGCUCUCUGAAGGCCCCCAGCCCCUGCUCCUCUGCCAGCCACAAGUCCUCGUCCUUGCAGAGCCGAUGCUCCAUCUCCAAAAUCUCGGAGCACGUGGUGCUCACUAGCGUCACCACAGUGCUCCCCUGAACGGGGGCUGCCCUGGCGGCUCCAGGAGGUGUAACCCGUUCCCUGCCUGGGCAGUUCCAGGAGGUGGAUGCCAUGCCCUGCCUGUCUGCUCUUCUGGCCCUGGGGGGUCUGCCCCACCCCUGUGAGGGCAGGCAGCUGCGCUGUGGUGGGAAGACUGCUGGAUGGAGAGGGAAGCCUGCGCUCCAGUCCGUUUCCUGCCUGUGUGACUCUGGGCAAGCCACGUCCCUUCUCUGAGCUUGUGUCUUCAGCAGGGCCGAGAGGUUCAGGCAUGCUCGAGAACGUGGAAAGCUCCUUAUAAAGCGCUGGGGACGUGAUUAUCAUCGAGGCUUCUCACUUGGCCAUACCCCACAGUACCAUCCAUCUACAUUAUCUUUCAAGAACUUGGCCUUCCUCCCAAAGACCCCUCUUCUGCCCAAUUAUAGGCCUUCCCUGGAGUCUGCUGUGAAGGUCCCAACAGGCAUUUCCUUCUGGUCCAGUGGCUCUCUAAAACCCAGGGCUGCACUGGGCCAGCCACUCCGAUGCCUGCAUAAGCUAACCUGGGCCCAGCCCCUCUCCAGUGGGAACCCAGGCACAGCCCCACCUAUACCAGAUGCCCGAGUGCAUGCACCAUAGACUGCAGCCUGUUGGCUUCGCGGUGUGAUAAAACACUCUGUGCAGCCAUUUGGCAUGGAGGCCAGCAGCCCAAAGCAAUUGUAAUUAAAAGCCUGGCACUGAA